This is a messenger RNA of Rhinichthys klamathensis goyatoka, 1823 nucleotides long. RefSeq names its product activating transcription factor 3 (gene atf3). NCBI's taxonomy places the organism in Eukaryota, Metazoa, Chordata, Actinopteri, Cypriniformes, Leuciscidae. The record is from RefSeq and is a predicted model, not a curated record. Bases 153 to 761 code for a protein of 202 amino acids. Gene Ontology annotation, biological process: regulation of transcription by RNA polymerase II. Gene Ontology annotation, molecular function: RNA polymerase II cis-regulatory region sequence-specific DNA binding; DNA-binding transcription factor activity, RNA polymerase II-specific. The transcript has 4 exons. Gene Ontology annotation, cellular component: nucleus.
UCUAGUAGUAGUUCACGUCCUCCAGCCAUUAAAAGGGGUGAUGCAACGAGCCGGGCGACAACAGUAACUUUACCAGCUGAGAGCGAGAGCACUCCAGCCGGUGGAGAGCAUCACAACACGCGCGUUUUAUUCAGCCAAAACAAGAUUUCGGAAUGAUGCUUCAGCAUCCUGGUUUGGGUUCCUUGGAGAUCAGUGCAUCGGCUUUGGUUCCCUGCCUCUCCCCGCCAGGCUCUCUCACACUGGACGACUUCACCAACUUCACUCCAUUAGUGAAAGAGGAGCUGCGCUACGCCAUCCAGAACAAACGCAUGUCCAACGGCAUGAGCACCUUGACCACUGAUCGAGCGUGUAUGAACAGCGAACGACCCACUGAACAACCUGUAAUGAAGCGACUGGCCACUCCAGAGGAGAGUGACCGAAGAAAAAGAAGGAGGGAAAGAAACAAAGUUGCAGCAGCAAAAUGCCGAAACAAGAAAAAGGAGAAAACCGAUCAUUUACAAAAGGAGUCCGAGAAGUUGGAGUCCAUCAAUGCCGAGUUGAAAGCCCAGAUUGAGGAGCUGAAGAACCAAAAGCAGCAGCUAGUUUACAUGCUCAACCUGCACAGGCCCACCUGCAUUGUCCGUGCUCAGAACGGCCAGACCCCUGAAGAUGAAAGGAAGCUCUUCAUCCAGCAAAUCAAAGAGACCACCCUGCAGGGUCUGAAUCUAACCAUAAGUGGACCAACACACACCGCGAUACCAACUAGCUGUGGGCAUCUCUGAAUCACAAACUGUCCAGGCAAGAAGCUAAUGGCUCCGCAAUCCUCGCCAAGGAACAUUGGAAGGUUCACCCACGUUAUAAAGGACUAAACACGGGUGCCUGCCAUGAUGCCACUCAAGGUCGGUCUGAUGUACACUGAAAGAAAGAGACUGUUAAAGCACUAAAGUGUUGAAGGACGUCUGAUGCGUUUUUCUCUUAUUUAAAUGUGUUCGUAAAUGUAUGUUUAACAUGAUAUGCUUUUUGUAUGCACCAAAGCUUGAUGUCAUGUUGAUGCUAGAACAACAUGAUUUCGUUUAUUUAUCGGCUUGUUGGUUAAAUUAAACCCUGGCGGUGGGUUUGACAGCAAGUACUAUUCUAGUGAGGGGGGAGACCUAGUGAUUUGUGUGUAUCUUUUUCAUUUUUUUGGCAGACAUACAGGGUGAUGAAUGAAGUUGUUUAGUUUAGUUACAAAUGUAGGCUAUCUGUGGCCUCUGUCUUGUUAAGUGUCCACAUAACAUGCCAUGUGAAGUAUUUCAAGCUGCUACUAAUCUCUCAGGACUUGGGCUAUGUAUAUUACAGGAAACUCAUGCUAAAACAGAUAAAAUAACAGAGAAGUCGACGAGGAGUGGACUUUGAGACACCACUUACAAGGAAGUCUCUACCCCUUCACCACUGAAAGCCUGCCUAUAACCUCAACCAUCUGACUAUAUUGUUGUUACAAUGCUGUGAGCAGGAGGGUCUGCAUUUAUCAGCCCACUGUAAAAAAAAAAGGAGAAAAAAAAAGAAAGUGUUUUUGUGCUUUUAGCAAGGACAUACUUAUUUUCUGAUGUAUACUGUAGCUGUGUGUUGUUAUUGUCUAGAUGCACAAACCUCUACACUCCCAGCUAACAGCGAACAAUCUCAGAACGUUCUGACAAGGUUCUCUUAAAGUCAUGAGCAAACGUUCUUCCAGUAACAUUAAUAGAAUGUUCCUUCAAAGUUAUGUGGUUUUUAAUGAUGUUCUCAAAACGUUAAUACAUUGUUCAUGCAACAUAUUUUUCUGUUAUAUAUAUUUUUUUAAUAUUACUAGCUACUACUUGUUUCAG